Linderina pennispora is the source of this 1535-nucleotide messenger RNA. Its product is annotated as Indoleamine 2,3-dioxygenase. Lineage: Eukaryota; Fungi; Kickxellomycota; Kickxellomycetes; Kickxellales; Kickxellaceae. Gene Ontology annotation, biological process: 'de novo' NAD+ biosynthetic process from L-tryptophan. The transcript has 6 exons. Bases 147 to 1535 code for a protein of 462 amino acids. Gene Ontology annotation, molecular function: metal ion binding; heme binding; indoleamine 2,3-dioxygenase activity. The record is from RefSeq and is a predicted model, not a curated record. Gene Ontology annotation, cellular component: cytoplasm.
GUUUUAGUACUGCUUGAUCACCUUUUGUCCUGAAUUCUUGGUUCUAGUUUCGCAGAAGCAGCAAGCAUAUUUUCACCAGCUGCUGUGUUUUUCUUUUUUACAAGACUUGUGACAUUUUCCAGGCGCGCGCUCAUAAUCACACAAUCAUGCCCAACUAUAGUAACAGCAAAGCAACCAUGUACUCGUCGCUGAAGCUCGAGGACUACGAUAUCAGCCCGACCAACGGGUUCCUGCCGACACAUGCGCCGCUGACGCGACUGGCGGACGCGUACUACGAGCCGUGGGAGAAGAUCAUGGACAAGUUCAACCAGCACAUACUGGCAAACCGCAUCCGGCCGCUGGUCCGCAAGAUGCCGGUGCUGGAUAUUGAUAAGCUGUCGACGACGGCCGAGUACCAGCGGGCAUUCACAAUCCUGGGGUUCAUGGCGCACGCAUAUGUGUGGGGCCGGAACGGAGCGGCAUCCGAGGGCGCCUCAGAGUUUCUGCCAGCAUCAAUCUCGAUUCCGUGGGUGGCGGUGGCGGAUAUUCUAGGGAUGAACCCAGUUAUUUGCUGCGCGGCGGUGUGCCACUGGAACUGGCAGCCGCUGGACGAAGACGCCGAGGACAUGAUGGACAUCGGCAAUCUGGGAACCACUUCGUGGUUCUACCUUGUGACCACAGCGAUUGAGGCCAAGGGCGCGCGCGGCAUCAACGCAAUCCUAGACGGCAUUGCGGGGGUGGAGACGGACGAUGUGGCGCGGUCACUGCAUGAAGCGCACGAGCUGCUGGCGCGCAUGUACGAAAGGUGCGACCCAUAUGUGUUUUACUGGAAGAUCCGCGAGUUCUUGGCGGGCUGGGAGAACAUGGCGGAGGCGGGGCUUCCCUAUGGCGUGCUGUAUGAGGGAGUCGACGACACCGACACGUUCUCGCUGGACAACUGGCAGUCGUUGCUGCGGCGGUUCCGCAAGUACGCAGGCGGGUCGGCCGCGCAGACGCCGCUCCUGCAGGCAUUCGACAUAGCACUGGGCAUUAAGCACUACCCAACCGGCGAAAAGGGCAUGCAGGGGUCGGUGCGUGCGGCACGCGAGCGCCUGGCCAAAUCGGGCAUUGAGCAGCCGCCGCCAGCCAACUCGUACUUGGUGCGUAUGCGCGAUUACAUGCCGGGCGGGCACCGGCGGUUCCUCGAAGACCUGGCAGCCACCUGCAUGAUCCGCGAAUACGUCUUGCUCACAUGCUCCGAUGCCCUUCUGGCCGAGCAACCCAACGACCAGCGCGCAGUCCUCCGGCUCGCCUACAACCGCUGCGUGGACCUGAUGCGCGCAUUCCGCGACACCCACAUCAUGAUUGUGACCCGGUACAUUAUUGCCCAGGCCAAGCGCGGUCCAGCCAUGCCUACGACUAACCAUCCGGUGCCCGGACCGGCGAAGAAGGCGGUGGCACAGGGUCUGGCACGCACUGUCGACGAUGAUGGAGUGGUGCGCGGGACCGGCGGGACCGAUGCUAUCCAGUUCUUGAAGCAGGUGCGCAACGAGACUGCCAGCUCCAGGAUCCAGUAG